This is a messenger RNA of Porites evermanni, 597 nucleotides long. The record is from the annotation of a GenBank genome assembly. NCBI's taxonomy places the organism in Eukaryota, Metazoa, Cnidaria, Anthozoa, Scleractinia, Poritidae.
AUGUUCCACAGCACAGAUUUGUGUGGUGCCACGACAACAUGGAAAACGUUUGGAGAAAUAGCAUAUAACUGCACUGAAUUGAAAAUUUUGAACAAGGGUAGAACUAAGGGUGAAAUUCUUGAAUACCCACUGAUUCAAGCAACCAACAUGGUAGAACUAAACUUAAGCGAGACUCUGAUAAAUGACCAGUUGUUUGUUUUGAUAUCUAAAAGCGUUCCAAAGUUAAGCAUAUUGAAAGUUUCGAGGUGUUAUAACUUGACUAAUUUAGCAAUUGAAAAACCCUCAUUUCCAUCCUUGCGCUUUCUUGGAAUAGCAUAUUGUAUGUUCAGCAUCGAGGCAAUAAUUUGUGCCAUCGACAAGCAUGGUAUAUUUGCCAUAUGUGUGAGGGGAAUCAAACUGCAAAAUGAAGACAUAAGUCGCCUUAUAGAAUUCUACCCUAAUGUAGCUGAUAUCGGCAUUUCCACUUUGUGUGGCUUGCCAGAAGGAACUGUUUCUCAGGAGGAAUUACCACAGUUGUGCCCUUGUUGCUGCAGUUCGUCUCUUGCCACCAUUUUAUCAGCUAAAGAUGCCAAUGAUGGUAGCUGGAUGGAACUCUAA